AUUUUCUUUUGGAACAUGCCGACGUUAUAAAAUGACCUUCAAUUUUACGUUGAUAACUGGAAUAGUGCGUGUGGAAUUAAAGAAUUGUUUGUGAAAAUUGUAAUUCACCUUAAAGAGAUUGCGUCAAUUAUGACCAUUUCUGUGAAAGGGACGCUUGUAGUUAUUCUUCUAAUUUUUUUCUGCACGUGUUUCGCACGAGAUUAUAAUGAUGUUCCUGACGGCGGUGAUGUUGAUAACUCCUUUUUGGCUGAACAUGGAUUUGACAUGGAUCAUGGAUUUAUGAAUAACAGACCUCAUACAGAUGAACAUUUAAGGAUAAUGUCAUCUAUGAUGAUACAUUAUAUAAUUUCUAAAGGUUGUGAUUAUAUAAGCGCAUCUGUUAAACAUCACUUUAGCAGUGUUGACCACAGUCACACACAUGAGUAUUACCACAAAACAUGCGACUGGAAACCGUGGGCGGAGAAGAAAUGUGGUUUAUACCACGUGCCAAUGGAACUAUGCUGUGCACUUAUGGACUGUGGCGCGUCUAGAAGUUUGGUCGCUUUAAGAGCGCCUCACGGCAUGAUUGAACAGUGUAACAUGACAGACGCUGCCAGAAAGAGGGACAUUCAUAUACACACUAACCAGCCUUCAACAAGUCGGAUGUGCAAUCAUAUACAAGCAUUGAUAUUUGGAAAACGAGAUGACCAUACAGAACAUGUGACACAACUUUCACAGCAAUUACAGUUAAACAAUCACAACAUAAGUGAUAAAUUAAGUGCAUCUAACUUUAGAAAUGUUAGUGUAAAGCCUGAAUCAAGCGUAAGUGGCGGACAAUCAAAGCGCAUCCGAAGGUGGUGUAAAGUAUUCAGCCGGAACGUCAGUAAGAAGUUCCAUUUAAAGGAGUCCAGAUUUGUCCGGCGGUCGGUAUACUGGCUAGUUGACAUAUAUAAAGUCGCAGUGGGGCAUCACAUGCCAAACUAUUACACGCACGGACUUGUUGGAUGUGGAAUUGACUACGCAAUGAGGGCAUUCAAUGUGGAAAGAUGGCAAAUUGAAUUAUACAAACAAGUUUCAAAAUAAAGUUUUAUUUAAAACUAUA
Molecule: messenger RNA, 1081 nt
Organism: Ruditapes philippinarum (Manila clam)
Lineage: Eukaryota; Metazoa; Mollusca; Bivalvia; Venerida; Veneridae
Exons: 3
Coding region: 130-1062 (310 amino acids)
Source: RefSeq, a predicted model, not a curated record